AUGGCAAGUGCAGGUCUUCCCAGAAAUGGAGGAAGCUCUUUGAAUAAACUGGGCAACUCCCAUGAACGUGAUCCUGCAAAGGGCGAAGCCUGCCACUUCUGCAAAAAUGGUAGCCAUCAUAAUUUGGAAUUCCCACUUGGAAUACUCUUUGGUCUUAGAAAUGGCCCAGUGACUUUCUGGCGCCGAGCUGCCGCCGAAGAAGCUCAGCUACGAGUUCAAAAUCCCUAUCCACAACCCGGGGAUGCUCCGGUAUACCGUCCACAGAUGCCGCUUGUACCUCGCGCGUUGAGGUGGAUGAACUCCGCCCUCCCGCUACUUGUUCCCGAUGCGGCUAAUAACAUACCGAUAAUCGAUUCCACUACUUCCGGUGUGAGCACCGAAAAGACUCGUGUGAAGAGCGAGGACUUGAAUAGAGCGAACGAUUCUACCAAGCAUAUUGCUACCUAG
Penicillium vulpinum is the source of this 447-nucleotide messenger RNA. RefSeq lists its product as uncharacterized. NCBI's taxonomy places the organism in Eukaryota, Fungi, Ascomycota, Eurotiomycetes, Eurotiales, Aspergillaceae. The transcript has 4 exons. The record is from RefSeq and is a predicted model, not a curated record. Bases 1 to 447 code for a protein of 148 amino acids.